CUGAGGCCUGGGCAGCUGGUGGGAAGGGUGGUCCUCAGCCACCUGCCCCAGCCCAGCCUCUCUCUGGCUUGCUCCCUGUAGCACCAGGAUACCUGGAUACUUACUGGUCUGGCACAGCACCCAUCUGCUUGGGGGGCUGCAAGGGGAAGCACAAGGAGCUGAAGAGGAGCCAGUGUGGAAAUGGCAGCUGCUGCUGGCUAGGCUACAAGUCCUUCUGUCGAGUGAACUGUGGGCGACCUGAAGCGGACUUCAACUCAGUGGUGUAUGGCAAUGACUGGUGGGUUGGCUCAGUGGUGCGAUACAGCUGCCGGCCUGGAUUCCUGCUGCUGGGGGACCCAGCCAGCGCCUGCCAGUCCAACGGUCACUGGACCCCCAAGCCCACCUGCCUCCGGAUCUGCCUGCGAGGUCGGAUCGAGAUCAGUGAGCGGGAUAUUACUGGGAGGUGCUCCUCGUCUUGCAGCAGCCAAGCCCACCUGGGAGCCUUCCUCAACCAUGGCUGCAUUAAGAUCUCAGCCUGUGUCACCAAGCACUCAGGCUGGGCCCGCUGGUUCCUACGCUGUGAUGUCUGUGAGUGCAACUGCCACGUCCCAUGUGCUUCUUCUGGGUAGAACUGGGCUGUCCAGGGCUAUGGUCACUGGCCCCAUGCUGAGGGAAGCUUGCACCCUGGGUGUCUGCUUCUUUUUGCCAUGCGUCUCCAUUGCUGAGCUCCUUCCACAAGCUCCAUCCGUCCCAAGCCUAUCAUCUGAGAGGAGACGUUCUGGACUCUUGCAGGGCUGCCUUCCUGCCUGGCCCCAUCCUGUGACUCUCCAGUGGCAGGGGACGCUCUGUGAGGAGCAGGCACUGGGAGCUGCAUGUGUUUCCUGCAGCUGGGCUUGGAGAUGUUGGUGUCUUGGCCUCCGUUUGCCCGGCUGCUUCCUAGAGAAGACUCAUAUCCCUUUUUAUGGGGGAGGUAGCAUGUAUACCUGUGUCUGUUGCAGAAGUAUCUAUCCCAUCUGUGCUGCAGGGUGUGAUUUCCCCCUGCUAGAUAUUUCCUGCACAUGGGACAGGCCCUGUCCUGGUAGAUCUGCCCUCUGUGUUUACUGCAGCUGUCAGGCAGAGCUGGAGUGUGGGACAUGCCUGCUAUGGCCCUGCCAUGGACAGAGCUUGCAGGGCAGAGCAGCCUGACCAGGGCUGCACCACUUAUUGCUGAGGAAUCAAGUGUCAUAGUGGGACAAACUGCCCUACUGCCUCUCUGGGAGAGCUGGGGCCAGGACAGCUAGUUGUGUGGGGGAAGGUCUCAGCUCCCAGGUGCAAAGUCUUUCCCAUGGCCUGGUCUGCACCCUGGCUGCAGGUCAUGCUCCUUUCAGGUCUACCAUCUUGCCCUGAGAGCCCUUUUCCCCAGGCACUUCUCUCCCAGGAGCUUGGGGCCACAGAGACAUGGCAGCCAAUGCCCUGCAGCCAAGAUGGGUAAGAAGAAAAAAGAGGGUUGUCCCAAGUACAGCAGGGGCCCUCUUUUGUCCUGUAGCUGGAGAAAGAGACCUGGGGUGUGAGCCCACAAUGAUUGCUUCCAGGCACUUGAGAAGGGAGCUGUGGCUGUGGCCUCUCACUGCCUACCAUGGGACCUGCAUGGCUGCUAUUAACGUGGCCAUCAUGGGCACUACUGUAACCCUAUGCUAUGCCACCUCUCUUCUCAGGAGUGAGUUUCUGACCAGGGUCCCUUCCCUAAACUCUUUAUCCUCCCCACUGGCCCUUCACUUCUCACUGGGGCAAUGCUCAGUGGGUUGCAUUCAUGCUGACGCUGGUACCCAGCUCCAGAUGGGAACAGCCUUGUGCUCCCUGGGGACUUCCCUGGCUCCCUCUGAAGCAGGGAAUUUUUAUUCCCCCAGGGAAGGAGAAGGUGGGCUGGAGCACGUGUGAUAGGUUUGCCAGGGGAGCUGGAGGACCAGCAGCACUACCGCGGGCAAUUAAAAAUAUGCUUACAGGAAAUCACAGAGGUUUUCCAGUCAUGCAAAGAGAUUCUGCUCUCUGCUCUGUCCCUGAAGCCCUGGGUAUACAUGACAGAGCCAGGACAGGCUGCCUUUGCCACUGAUACUGUCUUGGACAUGGAAGCCACCAUAGGGACACAGCUAUGGUCAAGGCCACUGUAGAAAUGUCCUAGCUGGGGAUCAGAUGGAUGCUGAAUGUGCCCAUGGCACUGAACACCAAGCCUUUCUGGGCACUUGGCUCCCAUCCUUGCUGGCCUUCCACCUUGAAAUGACUCCACAGCAGGAUGCUGCAGCAGCUGCUGGUUGCUGCAUGGCUACCAGCUAUGUCUCAGGAGCUCGCAACUCACCCUGGAGCAGUCAAGAAGGAAGGGGCUUUAGUAUCAAGGGGGUUCACUCCCAGACCCUGCUUGUGCCCACCUGCAGGGAAGCGGGGCUCUUUUGUGCUACGCAGAGGGGGUCUGGGCUGAGACAUGCUAAUGGUUAGUGUCCUGGGGAUGGGAGUCAGUGUGCUGAAUGCAAACUGGAUGGGUCCAGCGUGCCUUUUGCUCCAUGAGGAGAUGACUUAAGACUUCCAUAUGGAUCUUGGCUCCACGACUAUCUCCCUGUGCCCUUGCCCUGCUCAGUCUGUGGGCUGCCCUACCCUAUAGUCUCUCCUCUGGCUGUAUCCUAGUCUGCUAAAGAGUCAAUUCACUGCCCUAAGCUCUGUCCCAGCCCAAGGCUGUGGGAGGGGAAAGCUUUCCUUGGCUCAACAGAUGGUUUUUUAAUUAAUACUCUUGUUAGUGCCACUCAUUUCCAUAUGUCUUUCAUGUUUAUGUGCUGUGGUGGGUGAGAGGUGUGAGUAACAGUGAGGAUGGAGCCAGGCAUGGUGCUGCAGAGGGAUGGCAGGUCCCCCAUGAUGAGCUAUGGAGGGAGUGUGUGCUGGGGGAAAAGCUCUUGCAGGGGGGCACCAUCCCAUCAGGGUCCUUUGUGGCCAGCUCUAACGCCACCAGCCCUGGCUCUUGAUGCUUGGUGUGGGCUCCCUAGGUAGUCCUCUGCAUUGCAGCCAGAGUUUCACCCAGCAUGUGCCUGCACUGUGGUGGCUGUAGGGUAGCGUGGCCCCUGUCCCAGGUCAGCACAGGGCUGAGUGGGAGCCAGGCGCAUCCCAGGCGGGAGUGGACUUAGGGGCUGUUGGGCCCACUGGGUUUUGGGCUGAGGUGGUCACUGCCCCAUACGUGAUCAGCAGCAGGCAGUGGGGAAGGGUUCUGGGAGGCUGCCGAGUCAGUGCUGGCAAACACCACGAUGGUGGGCCGGGGAUGCUCAGGACCUUCUGGCUCGCGGGGGAGAGGAAAUAGCGCCGGCCCCUUUAAGAGGAUUUUUCGCUGCCUGGCAGUGCUGCCUGCCUGGGCAGCCCAUCCUGCCGCCCCGACAGGCAGCGGCAGCAGCAGGGACAAAGCCGGCGGAGAGGGGCACCGCCGGGCAGCUGGGCCGGGAGGGCUGCUAGCCACUGCUGGGCUGGGGGCGGAAAGCCCCCCGUCCCGCCCUGCCUGCCGCCCAGCCCAUCCCAUCCCAUCCCAGCCUGCGGAGAAAUGGGGAGCAGACCCCAGCUGGGGAUCCGCGGGGGCAGCGCCUAGCCCGGGUCCCGGCGCUGAGAACCGGCCGGCUGCCGCGGAGCAGCCCCCUGCCCGGCCGGGGCGCCCGGCGCCGUCCCUCAGCCCCCGCUGCGGGCAUCGCCCCUUUGUCUGCGGAGGAGGAGGAGGAGGGAGAGGCGGAGGGCGCUGCGGCGGAGACACGGCUGGGCGCAGAGCGGCGGGGAGAGGAGCUGCCGCACUCGCAGCCUGCCAGAGCAGCAGGAUGGCGGAGAAGGGUAUGGAUCCCACGUGUGUCUCCAUUGCCCUGGAGGACACAGUGUGCCACGCUGGUCCCCCAGACGCCCCGCUCCUCACCACCCACUUGAAGAAGGUGGAGAAUCACAUCACAGAGGCCCAGAGGUUUUCUCACCUCCCGAAGCGCUCAGCUGUCAACAUUGAGUUCAUUGACCUCUCCUACUCUGUGCGUGAAGGCUCCUGGUGGAGGAAGAGAGGGUACAAGACUCUCCUCAAAUGCCUGUCAGGGAAGUUCUGCCAGCGGGAGCUCAUUGGGAUCAUGGGACCCUCGGGUGCUGGGAAGUCCACACUCAUGAACAUCCUGGCUGGUUACAGGGAGACUGGCAUGAAGGGCCAGAUCCUGGUGAAUGGCCGGCCACGGGACCUCCGUACCUUCCGCAAGAUGUCCUGCUACAUCAUGCAGGACGACAUGCUCCUGCCACACCUCACUGUGCUGGAGGCUAUGAUGGUCUCUGCUAACCUGAAGCUGAGUGAAAAGCAGGAGGUGAAGAAGGAGCUGGUGAACGAGAUUCUGACGGCCCUGGGGCUGCUGGAGUGCUCCUACACCCGCACCAUCUCGCUCUCGGGGGGCCAACGCAAGCGCCUGGCGAUCGCCCUGGAGCUGGUGAACAACCCUCCAGUCAUGUUCUUCGACGAGCCCACGAGCGGUCUGGACAGUGCCUCCUGCUUCCAGGUGGUUUCCUUGAUGCGGUCUCUGGCUCAGGGUGGACGCACCAUCAUCUGCACCAUCCACCAGCCCAGCGCCAAGCUCUUUGAGAUGUUUGACAAGCUGUACAUCCUGAGCCAGGGUCAGUGCAUCUUCAAAGGCAUCGUGACCAACCUCAUCCCUUACCUGAAGGGUCUUGGCCUCCACUGCCCCACAUACCACAACCCUGCUGACUUCAUUAUCGAGGUGGCCUCAGGAGAGUAUGGAGACCUCAACCCCGUCCUGUUCCGUGCCGUCCAGAAUGGCAUGUGCACCAUGGCUGAGAAGAAGAGCAGCCCCGACAAGGCAGAUCCAUCAUGCCCAGCACACUGUGUGACGGAUGUCGACCACAUCGAGAGCCACACGUUUGCCACCAGCACUUCAACCCAGUUCUGCAUCCUCUUCAAGAGAACCUUUAUCUGCAUCCUAAGGGACACGGUGCUGACCCACCUGCGGUUCAUGUCCCACAUUUGCAUCGGAGUGCUGAUUGGGCUGCUCUACCUGCACAUUGGGAACGAUGCAGGCAAAGUCUUCAACAACACUGGCUUUCUCUUCUUCUCCAUGCUCUUCCUCAUGUUUGCUGCACUGAUGCCCACCAUCCUCACCUUCCCCCAGGAGAUGUCUGUAUUCCUGCGAGAGCACUUGAACUACUGGUACAGCCUGAAAGCCUAUUAUCUGGCAAAAACCAUGGCAGAUGUGCCCUUCCAGGUGAUCUGCCCCAUUGCAUACUGCAGCAUUGUGUACUGGAUGACAGGCCAGCCACCUGAAGCCACGCGCUUCCUUCUCUUCUCUGCCCUGGCCACUGCCACGGCCCUGGUUGCCCAGUCCCUUGGACUUCUCAUCGGAGCUGCUUCCACUUCCCUACAGGUGGCCACCUUUGUGGGACCUGUCACUGCCAUCCCUGUACUGCUCUUCUCGGGCUUUUUCGUCAGCUUCAAGACCAUACCCACCUACCUGCAGUGGAGUUCCUACGUCUCCUAUGUCAGGUACGGCUUCGAGGGUGUCAUUCUCACCAUCUAUGCCAUGGAGCGUGAGGACCUGGAGUGCCUCGAGGAAUUCUGCCCUUUCCAAAAACCCAUCAAGAUCCUACAGGAGCUGGAUGUGGAGGAGGCCAAGCUCUACCUGGACUUCCUCAUCCUGGGCAUCUUCUUCAUCAUCCUGCGGCUCCUGGCUUACCUGGUCCUCAGGUACAAAGUCAAGUCAGAGAGAUAAAAUGUUGUUCCCGGGCCCGGCCUGCUGUGAGAGACAGUUCUGCAGGUGGACGCAGUGCUCCUAGCAGGUCCUGGACUGCAGCAGAGGCAUCGGUAGGUGCCAGCCAGGCCUGGCUCAGCCGAGAAGGGUUUUGAGACAUCUCGGAACUGUUUUAACCUUUCCACACACUCUUCAUUGCAAAAGUUUUGUACAGCCCUGGCAUGUGUCACCCUCUCCCCCAGGACUGCCGAACCCCAUGGAGCUUGGAUCCCCUCUUGUCACCCCUGCCCAGCACUGCCCUUCUCUGCCAAACACAUUGGGACACUGGGGGCAGUCCCGCGGAGGCAGCUGUCUGCCGAGCAAGGCUGAAAGGAACCAGCUGCUCCAGCCAGGAGGGGAGCAGUGCCCUGGAGCUGCCUGAUCCUGGGGCUGAAGCCAGGAAGAGACACCUGCAGAGCGUGGAUUGGUAGCGCAGCACGUAGCCCCAUUGCUCGCUCUGGCCAGCAUGCGUGUCCGUGCUAAGAAGAGCCCAGAGAUGCAGUGCGCCAAGUUACACAAGGCUUUAGUGUUUCCUGUCACCAUAGCCACAGAAAUUGCUGCAUCCCCUUUUUAUUUCUGCGUAAAUCCCCCGGGGUUUUUUUUUC
Molecule: messenger RNA, 6346 nt
Organism: Phalacrocorax carbo (great cormorant)
Lineage: Eukaryota; Metazoa; Chordata; Aves; Suliformes; Phalacrocoracidae
Source: RefSeq, a predicted model, not a curated record